AGGGUUCAGGGCUUCAGUAAGUACUCAGUCAGCGUGGUGAACUACUUUUGAAACUCUCUCUCUUCUAUAUAUGCUCUACUCUAUGGAGAGAGAGAGAGAGAAGAGUAGCUGCGUAAGCCGUGUAGGUCUCUGUUAAAGCUAGUAGCCAUUCUUGCAGUUUGAUAACAGCAUCUGUCAGAGGGGAAAUGAAGGCAUGGCUAGCAAGUGCGUUAUAUAUUCACCAUCAGAGAACAACCCAAUUUGUUACUCCUCAUCUCCUUGUUCUUCCUCUUCUCAUUGUUCUUCUGCGGGGAUGGUUCUUGCUGACAUAGGUUCUCUUUCUCUUAGUCCUAACUAUGGAGUGAUACCGCCAGCAUCUUCUUCUCAUGAGCUGGAAAUUGAAAGAUCUUCUUGGGUUUUUCCUUUCACGGGGAGCCAUCAGAGUGGUGAUGUUGUUUUGGAGGGUAAAGGUUCUGAUUGUAGUGAUGCGUUUGGAGAAAACAAUGACACUGCAAAUCGCAAUGCCAACUCUAUUGAUGAGAACCCUAAUAAUGAAAAUAUGAACAGUGGGAAGGAAACAGAUAGUGGGCAGUCAAAGCUCUGUGCAAGGGGCCAUUGGAGACCCGCGGAAGAUACUAAGCUUAAAGAACUCGUAGCCCUUUAUGGCCCUCAAAACUGGAACCUUAUAGCUGAGAAGUUAGAGGGCAGAUCAGGUAAAAGCUGCAGAUUGAGAUGGUUUAACCAGUUGGAUCCAAGGAUAAAUAGAAGAGCGUUCACAGAAGAAGAAGAAGAGAGAUUAAUGCAAGCUCAUAGACUUUAUGGCAACAAAUGGGCCAUGAUAGCCAGACUUUUCCCUGGAAGGACUGAUAAUGCAGUGAAGAAUCACUGGCAUGUUAUAAUGGCCAGAAAAUAUAGAGAACAAUCGAGUGCCUAUAGAAGGAGAAAGCUUAGUCAAUCAAUCUACAGAAGAUCGGAGGAAACUUCAAGCUUUGUCUGCACAGAUCCAGGCUCAAAAGCAGAACCACCACCAUAUUGUCUCAAUAUUCCCAACGCUGGAGGGCUAACCAGUUUAUCUCCUUACCCAAUUGGAACCUUCAAUGCUGGGGUUGAUUAUGGCUUAAAUGGAUCACCUCACAUGACUAGUGGAGGAGAAGCAGCCUCAAGCAUCCAGGUCCAGGUCCAGGUCCCUCUAACUGGGUUUUGUGCACAGCAGACACCUUUUGAGUUCUUCCCUGGUUCCAAGAGCAAUGACGUGAUGGGCAUGUUCAGCCACAGCAGAUCUUGGGAUAGGCCAAGUGACGAGCCCCACAUUUCUGGUUUCUAUCCCCAACUCCACGACUCAUACAUAAUGGCAAUGCAACAGUCAAACUACCAAAACCCUUAUUAUUUCUCUGCAGAUUCCAAAGCAUCAACACCACCUCAAGUUUCAGCAACUGAACCUUCGCCUUCACCUUCACCUUCACCAUCAGUGGCAGAGAACACAAGAACCGGCCAUUUCGAGACCAUUCCACCACCAUUCAUUGACUUUCUUGGAGUAGGAGCCAGAUGAAGUGUUGCCAGCUAAAGAAAGGCUGAAAAGGGUUUAUUUUUCUUUUCACAGAAGAUCAUCAGAGAGAGCCUUAAUGAGGAGGUGCUCCAAUGUUAACUGAGGGUGCCAUUAGAGGUAAAAAAAAGAAGAAAGAAAAAUAUUUUUAAUUGUUUGGUUGAGUGACGGUAUUAUUUAGCAUCAGUCUUUUGAUGUCACGUCUCUCCCCCUCUAUUGUUUCUUGUAAGUUGUUGCAACCCUUUCUCCUCACAACAAAUAAUCUCCAUUUGAUUAUUAUUAACC
Messenger RNA from Manihot esculenta (cassava), 1807 nucleotides. Its product is annotated as transcription factor MYB119. Lineage: Eukaryota; Viridiplantae; Streptophyta; Magnoliopsida; Malpighiales; Euphorbiaceae. The coding region runs from base 194 to 1528 and encodes 444 amino acids. Gene Ontology annotation, biological process: regulation of DNA-templated transcription. Gene Ontology annotation, molecular function: RNA polymerase II cis-regulatory region sequence-specific DNA binding; DNA-binding transcription factor activity, RNA polymerase II-specific. Gene Ontology annotation, cellular component: nucleus. The transcript has 4 exons. The record is from RefSeq and is a predicted model, not a curated record.